This is a messenger RNA of Xyrauchen texanus (razorback sucker), 5275 nucleotides long. It is a transcript of the gene pds5b, whose product is annotated as PDS5 cohesin associated factor B. The coding region runs from base 265 to 4497 and encodes 1410 amino acids. The record is from RefSeq and is a predicted model, not a curated record. Gene Ontology annotation, cellular component: nucleus; chromatin. The transcript has 34 exons. Lineage: Eukaryota; Metazoa; Chordata; Actinopteri; Cypriniformes; Catostomidae. Gene Ontology annotation, biological process: mitotic sister chromatid cohesion; DNA repair.
UUACGUUCCUGUUAUUGCAAUUCCUUUCUUUGUCUAAACCCAAACAACGUUUUCCAAUAUAGCCGCAAAACACAGGCAUGUCCAUAAAUAAAUAAACCCUAGUGGAGGAGGGAAGUGAAGGGUCUGUAUUGAGAGGAGCUGCACUAACUGGGGCAGAUAGGGACAAAUUGGCGCCAUUUUGAAGCCGACAGGAGGAUCUCAGUAGUGGGAGAAGCGAUUGGAGCGCGCACUUUUCCCCCAACAAGUGAGCACUGAUUGGAGAGCAUGGCUCACUCCAAGAAUCGAGCCACGGAUGGCAAGAUCACCUAUCCACCGGGGGUGAAGGAGAUCUCUGAUAAAAUCUCAAAAGAGGAGAUGGUGCGGAGACUAAAGAUGGUGGUGAAAACCUUCAUGGAUAUGGACCAGGAUUCGGAGGAGGAGAAAGAGCUGUAUCUGAACUUGGCUUUGCACCUUGCCUCAGAUUUUUUCCUCAAACAUCCAGAUAAAGAUGUCAGACUGCUUGUGGCCUGCUGUCUAGCUGAUAUCUUUCGUAUCUAUGCGCCCGAGGCUCCAUACACAUCACCUGAUAAACUAAAGGAUAUUUUCAUGUUUAUAACUCGACAGCUGAAAGGGUUGGAGGACACGAAGAGUGCCCAGUUUAAUCGAUAUUUUUACCUACUGGAGAACAUCGCUUGGGUGAAAUCAUACAACAUCUGCUUUGAAUUGGAGGACAGCAAUGAGAUCUUUACUCAGCUCUACAGAACUUUGUUCCAAGUGAUCAACAAUGGCCACAAUCAGAAGGUUCACAUGCAUAUGGUGGAUCUCAUGAGUUCAAUCGUAUGUGAGGGCGACACUGUCUCGCAGGAACUUUUGGACACUGUUCUGGUUAACCUGGUCCCAGCACACAAGAAUCUGAACAAGCAAGCGUACGAUCUGGCCAAAGCUUUGCUGAAGAGAACUGCUCAGGCCAUAGAGCCGUACAUUACCAACUUCUUUAACCAGGUGUUGAUGUUGGGGAAGACUUCAGUCAGUGAUCUGUCAGAACAUGUCUUUGACCUGAUCCUUGAGCUCUAUAACAUCGACAGCCAUCUACUGCUCUCUGUCCUGCCUCAGUUGGAGUUCAAGCUCAAGAGCAACGAUAAUGACGAACGUCUGCAAGUGGUAAAGCUCCUGGCCAAGAUGUUUGGGGCGAAGGAUUCUGAGCUGGCCUCACAGAACAAACCUCUCUGGCAGUGCUACCUUGGGAGGUUCAAUGACAUCCACGUACCCAUUCGACUGGAAUGUGUGAAGUUCGCUAGCCAUUGCUUAAUGAACCAUCCAGACUUGGCAAAAGACCUCACAGAGUAUUUGAAAGUGAGGUCACAUGACCCAGAGGAGGCAAUUCGGCAUGAUGUCAUCGUGUCUAUUGUGACGGCCUCCAAAAAGGAUCUCUCACUUGUCAAUGAUCAACUGCUUAACUUCGUAAGGGAGAGGACUCUUGAUAAGCGGUGGCGGGUUCGUAAAGAGGCAAUGAUGGGUCUGGCUCAGAUCUACAAGAAAUACGCCCUACAGGCAGAGGCCGGCAAAGAGGCAGCCAAGCAGAUAUCCUGGAUCAAAGACAAACUGCUCCACAUUUACUACCAGAAUAGUAUAGACGAUCGGUUGCUCGUGGAAAGGAUCUUUGCUCAAUAUCUAGUGCCUCACAACCUCGAGACUACAGAGCGGAUGAAAUGUCUGUAUUACCUGUACGCAACAUUGGAUGGAAAUGCUGUCAAAGCUCUGAAUGAAAUGUGGAAGUGUCAGAACAUGUUGAGACAUCACGUCAAAGAUCUCCUGGAUCUUGUUAAACAGCCAAAAUCUGACUCCUACAACAAGACUGUGUUCUCAAAGGUCAUGGUCAUCACAAGAAACCUACCAGACCCGGGAAAGACGCAGGAUUUUGUGAAGAAACUCGCUCAGGUUCUUGAGGAGGAUGAGAAGAUCAGGAAGCAGCUGGAGACCCUGGUGAGCCCGAGCUGCUCAUGUAAACAAGCAGAGGUCUGCGUGAAAGAUAUUACCAAAAAACUGGGUAGCCCCAAACAACCCAGCAACCCUUUCCUAGAGAUGGUCAAGUUUUUACUUGAGAGAAUAGCACCGGUCCAUAUCGACACAGAAUCCAUCAGUGCCCUUAUCAAACAGGUCAAUAAAUCUAUAGAAGGGACUGCUGAUGAUGAAGAUGAGGGAGUCCCGACCGAGCAAGCCAUUCGAGCUGGCCUGGAACUGUUGAAGGUCUUGUCCUUCACCCAUCCCGUGUCCUUCCACUCUGCUGAGACGUUUGAGUCAUUGCUUGGGUGUCUUAAGAUGGACGAUGAGAAGGUGGCUGAGGCAGCCCUGCAGAUCUUCAAAAAUACUGGCAACAGACUGGAGGAGAGCUUCCCACACAUUAAAUCAGUUCUGCUACCAGUACUGCAGAACAAAGCCAAGAAGGGUCCUCCUCGCCAGGCCAAAUACGCUAUCCACUGCAUCCAUGCCAUGUUCUCCAACCGAGACACACAGUUUGCACAGAUAUUUGAGCCUCUGCAUAAGAGUCUUGACACAGACAACAUGGAGCAGCUCAUAACACCUUUAACAACACUGGGACACCUGGCUAUGCUGGCCCCAGAACAGUUUGCAGCUCCACUCAAAUCUUUAGUGGCCAAUUUCAUCGUCAAAGACUUGUUAAUGAAUGACCGGAUUCCUGGCAAGAAAACUACCAAGCUGUGGGUUCCAGAUGAUGAAGUCUCCCCUGAAACAUUGGCUAAGAUUCAGGGUAUUAAACUGAUGGUGAGGUGGCUUCUCGGUGUGAAGAACAACCAGAGUAAAUCUGGUAACUCUACUUUGAGAAUGCUGACCGCCAUCCUGAGCAGUGACGGUGAUCUGACAGAACAGGGCAAGAUGGGGAAGCCAGAUAUGUCUCGUCUGCGGCUGGCAGCUGGCUGCGCGAUUCUUCGUCUUGCUCAGGAGCCGUGUUACCAUGAGAUCAUCACCCUGGAGCAGUACCAGCUCUGUGCUCUUGUUAUCAACGAUGAGUGCUACCAGGUGCGACAGGCCUUUGCCCAGAAGCUGCACAAAGGUCUGUGCAGAUUGCGUCUGCCGCUGGAGUACCUCGCCGUGUUCACACUGUGUGCCAAAGACCCGGUGAAGGAGCGCAGGGCGCAUGCUCGCCAGUGCCUUGUCAAAAAUAUCAACCUGCGCAGAGAAUACCUGAAACAGCACGCAGCAGUAAGCGAAAAGCUGAUAUCUCUCUUACCGGAAUAUGUGGUGCCAUAUGCAAUUCACCUUCUGGUCCAUGACCCAGACUAUGUGAAAGUCCAGGACAUUGAGCAGCUCAAAGACAUCAAAGAGGCUUUGUGGUUUGUUUUAGAGAUCCUAAUGGCCAAAAAUGAAAACAACAGCCAUGCGUUCAUCAGGAAAAUGGUCGAAAACAUAAAACAGACAAAAGAUGGACAAUGUCCCGAUGAUCCCAAGAUAAACGAGAAACUGUACACGGUGUGUGAUGUAGCCAUGAACAUAGUCAUCUCCAAGAGCACCACAUACAGUUUAGAGUCGCCUAAAGAUCCUGUACUGCCUGCACGUUACUUCACGCAACCAGACAAGAAUUUCAGUAACACGAAAAACUACCUGCCUCCCGAGAUGAAAUCCUUUUUUACCCCUGGAAAGCCUAAGGCAGCAAACGUGCUGGGUGCUGUGAACAAGCCCCUGUCUGCCACUGGAAAACUGCAGACCAAACUCUCCCGCAUGGAGACCAUCAGCAAUGCCAGCAGCAAUUCCAACCCCAGCUCCCCUGGCCGCAGUAAAGGAAGAUUGGACUCCGGUGAUGUGGACCACAGUGAGAAUGAAGACAUUUCUAUGAAGAGCCCAUCCGAGACUGAAAAGCCCACCAGGGGGCGCAAACGGGGUGCCGCCUCUAACCAGGACGACAAGAGCCAGGAGUCCAAGCCCAAGCGGGGCCGCAAGAAAGCAGCCAAUACGAGCACUGAUGAUACAGAGGAACCGUGGGGUGAGGACAGCAGUAUGGCAGAGACGACCAUGGAGACCGAAGAUGAACAGAACAGUCCGCCCAAGAGGGGUCGCAGAGGACGGCCCCCCAAGUCGGCUGCCGCCAAAGACGAGACGCCCAACAAGGGCAGGAGGGGCCGCAGGAAGGCUGCUCCGCCUGCAGAGGAGGAGAAUGAAGAAGAGCAGCAGCAGGAAGAGGAGGAAGAGGAAGAGGAUGAUGGAGGCAGUGAGAAUAUGGAGGUGAAGCCCAAGGGCAGGAGAGGGCGCAAACCUCGAGUGGAGACAUCAGAGGCAGCCAGCGAUUCUAUUGAAUCCACACCUCAGAAAAGAAGAGGACGACCUCCAAAAUCACAAACGGUGGCUAAGAAAGCCAGUGCUGGGAGAACCAGAGCUGCUGCCAAUCAGGAAGAGGAGUCUGAAGAGGAAAUGGACACAGCUCAACAGAGUGAGGAGGAAGAGGAGACAACAUUUGACACUUCACCUAAAGUGCGACGGAAGGUCGGGAGAAGGGACCGAAGAUGAGUGCAUCAAGACGUACGAAACGAAAGAGCGAUUUAAGAUUAGCCAUUCUUAAGAAGAAUAAAAAGUCCGGAAGGGAAGAGUGAACUUGUGGAAAGUUUGGACUUUAAGGAGCCAUGCAUCUGCUUCAGCUGUAUUUUGCCGUCUUUUCUGCCAUGCGCUUCUGCCCCAUCUAUCUGCCCCAUUUUUGCAUUAUGUGUGCCGUCCAUGUGAUCUUAACCUUAUGAGAAAGAAAGUGUAAAUAGUUUUUUGGGCUCUUACUAUCCCCCUACCCACCCAAGUUUAGGGAGGCAACUUGUAUAGCUUUUACCUCCAGCUUUAUAUGUAUUGCACCAGCUGAUCUGUCCAAGUAAAGGAAAAAAAUCUGAACAACUUUUAGCAGUACUGUAUCUGUCCCGUGUGUCUUCUGUAUAUCAUUCAGUACUGUGCUACAUGAAUAACUAUUUUCUAGUUCCCUUUUUUAUUUUUAUUUGUUCGUCAUUUUAUCCUUUCCUUUUUUUAACCCUUCUCAUUUGAGUAAUUCUUGUGUGCAUAUGGUUGUGCAUGUGCAAAUGUGCCUCUGCAGAUAAAAGAAACACUGGUCUGGUGAUGAAUGCACGUAUUUGUUACAUUUUACAGCCCAGUAUUGAUUUUAUCAGUGUUCGAAACAGGGAGAGGAUGGUACAGAGAAUUUGUUUUAAUUUUGGCUGCGUGUUGGGAUACAAUGGAAGAUAUUCUCCUCCCCCACCACCCAAAUCAGUUUUUCAGUCAGCUGAACCAAUAAAAUAUUCCGUAUAAAUAA